GAGAGAGAGAUUCUUACUCCUUCCGUCUUUAAGCUAAGCAAUGAAGGUGGUGGAGAAGGCCAAGAUGACCAUGAAUAUAUCAAGCUUUUCCUCCUUAUGGAUGAGUCUCUUUCCUUGAGAUGCUUCAUCCCUCAUCAUCUCUAGAUCACCUUAUUCCACCAAGUCAUCAUCUUUACCUCCACCCCACCACGAAGAACCAUCCGGAAGCUCAAGAACCUGGCGCAAUGGAAGUAGCCCAAUCAACCCAGAAACUUCAGAGGAAGCAUGCUGGCUGGAAGACCAUGCCCUACAUUCUAGGGAACGAGGCGUUUGAGAGGCUAGCUUCGUAUGGGUUGAUAAUGAACUUCAUGUUGUAUCUGCUCAAUGUGUUUCACUUGGAUCAAGCGUCCGCCAUCAACAUCAUCAACAUUUGGUCUGGUACCAUUUACUUCUCUCCCUUGCUUGGUGCCUUCAUCUGUGAUGCUUACCUGGGCAGGUUUCGCACUUUGGCCUUCGCCUCCGUAGCUUCUUUCUUGGGACUAGCAGCUCUAACUCUGACUGCGGUGGUUCCGGCAUUGCAUCCACCCACAUGCUCUAAGCAACAACAGAAUUCGAGCAACCCAUGUCUGGGCCCCACCACAGGUCAGAUGGGCUUCCUGUUCUUGGGCUUGGGCAUUCUGACGAUUGGCACGGCCGGGAUCAAGCCGGCGAGCCUACCCUUUGGGGUGGACCAGUUUGACCCCACAACAGAAGAAGGCAAGAAAGGGAUUAACAGCUUCUUUAACUGGUACUAUACUAACUUCGCCAUAGUCAUGAUGAUCUCCAUCACCAUUAUCGUCUAUAUCCAAUCAAGUGUCAGUUGGGCUUUGGGCCUGGGCCUUCCUACGGCUUUCAUGGGAAUCUCCAUCGUGUUGUUUUGGCUUGGCACGCGGCUUUACGUCUACGUCCCGCCGGAGAGUAGUGUCUUCUCCGGUAUCGUGCAAGUUUUUGUUGCUGCCUUCCACAAGCGUCAUCUUAAGUUACCUCCUAAAGAAGAGCUUCCUGGGCUUCUCUAUGAUCCUCCCAUGAAAGCAACCACCGUCUCAAAGCUUCCUCUCACACACCAGUUCAGUUGCCUGAACAAAGCAGCGAUAGUUAUAGAUGGAGAAAUAAAACCAGAUGGAUCUCGUUUGAACGCAUGGAGGCUCUGUACCAUCCAACAGAUCGAAGAGCUUAAAUGUUUGAUUAGAAUCGUGCCGAUAUGGGCUUCUAAUGUAAUCAGCUUCCUUUCCAUAGCUCAACAAGGGACCUUCAUGAUCAGUCAAGCCUUGAAAAUGGACCGCCACCUUGGACCCAAAUUCCAGAUCCCCGCCGGCUCCAUGGCUGCUAUAACAAUGUUCACAUUGGGUAGUUGGGUUCCAAUCUAUGAUCGGAUAGUUGUUCCAUCACUUCGAAGAAUCACCAAACACGAAGGUGGUAUCACCCUUCUCCAGAGGAUUGGAAUUGGGAUGUUGUUCUCGAUCUUGUCCAUGGUGGUUGCUGGCAUUGUUGAGGAGAAGAGGAGGGCAUUGGCCAUCAACCACGCCCAGACAAUGUCGGUUUUUUGGCUCGUUCCUCAGUUUAUCCUUAUGGGUUUCUUUGAUGCUUUCAAUAUAAUUGGACAGAUCGAGUUUUAUUACAAGCAAUUCCCCGAACACAUGAAAAGCAUCGCCAAUUCGCUCAUCUCAUGCAGCAUUGCAGGAGGGAAUUACCUAAGCAGCUUGCUUAUAGUGAUUGUGCGUCACAAAACUAGAAAGCACGGCCAUGACUGGUUGGACAAUGACAUUAAUGCUGGGAGGAUUGAUUACUUCUACUUCCUUAUAGCAGCUCUGGGUGUCUUCAAUUUUAUCUGCUUUCUGAAAUGUGCACAUGGAUAUCAUUACAAGGGUAGUACUACUACUAGUCAUGUGGAAGUUGCAAGAGAAGAUGGGCAUGUUGAUAUUGAAUUAAACUCAACCAAGAACUAGAGUUAUUAGAUUACAUUGAUCUGUGUAAUGUAGUAUGCUCAUACUCUAACCUAUAUUGCAUGUUGGAAUUAGAGUGAGAAGAGAAUAAUAUGUUACAAUUGUAAUAAUUUUUCACUCAUGUAAAGGAUUCCAAAUUCAAAUAUGGAAUUAAAUAUAGAUAACUAUGUUUUAUUAGAGAGCAA
Macadamia integrifolia is the source of this 2146-nucleotide messenger RNA. RefSeq names its product protein NRT1/ PTR FAMILY 2.13-like. The transcript has 3 exons. Gene Ontology annotation, biological process: transmembrane transport. Gene Ontology annotation, cellular component: plasma membrane. The coding region runs from base 120 to 1964 and encodes 614 amino acids. The record is from RefSeq and is a predicted model, not a curated record. Gene Ontology annotation, molecular function: transmembrane transporter activity. Lineage: Eukaryota; Viridiplantae; Streptophyta; Magnoliopsida; Proteales; Proteaceae.